AUCUUAAUGUGGAACUAAAUAUUAUGAUUUCCUUAACGAUGCGCUGAGUAUUUUUAGUGUGCAUCCCAGAUUCGUUCUAGUUUUGUGUUAGUUUUCAUUCGUCUGUUUCAAACAAAUUUAAAAUAUGUCUCAUCCCUCCUUGGACACAUCCCAAAAAAAGGAAACAACAUUUAAAGGUACUUUUGAUUUAGAAGAACCAUCGCAGGAGUUGCUGCAAUGGGCAAAAGAAAACAUAAAUGAGGAUCCCGAUACAAGGGAUCUGUUGAUCUCUGAACUGAAGGAUAUGAUAUACGAAAGAGGCGAAUGCACUCCUACAAGGACCGAUGACGAGUUUCUGCUGAGGUUUCUAAGAGCUCGCCAUUUUAUUCUUAAGAAAGCACAUCGAUUGUAUGUAAACUACCAUAACUUCAUGGAAGAAGCUCCUGAAUAUUUCAAAAAUGUCAACUUGCAGAAGUUAACAGAGAUCAAGAAGACAAAGAUGUUUAACUGCCCUUUAAGUAGGGAUCAAAGCGGAAGAAGAAUGUUGAUAUAUAAUAUUGGUGAAUGGGUUCCUUCUGAUUUUUCUCCCACAGAGCUUAUUCAAUUUGUGAUAUUUUUAGUUCAGUUAAGUAUGUUAGAGCAGAAGACACAGAUAAAGGGAGUCGUAGCUUUGUUUGAUCUUAGUGGAUUGUCGCUGGAAAUGAUGUGGUACAUGAGUCCCACCUUAGCUAAGCAUUUGGUCAAUAUUGCUAUGACUUCAAUGCCCUGUCGUCUAGAAGCCGUGCAUUUUCUCUACAGCUCAUGGAUGUUUGAUACAGCUUUCAACAUGGUUAAGGUUCUAGUAUCACCGACAGUAACAGACAGAAUUCACUUCCACAACGACCUGGAAACUCUGUAUUCCCAUAUAGAUCCGAAAUACCUUCCGAACUCUUUAGGUGGAGCUCAAGAAGACUAUUCCUUAGAAUCCUGGUAUAAUGAUAUCUUUGAGGCCCACAGUGAAACGGUAAAGACUGAAUUAGAAAGUUUAGGAUACCCUGUUAAAGAGUUUAUCGAUUCUAUUGAUAAAAAAUAAAAAAAAAACAAAAAAAAAAUAGGUGUAAAUAAAUAUCUUUUUCAAAA
Diabrotica balteata is the source of this 1098-nucleotide messenger RNA. NCBI's taxonomy places the organism in Eukaryota, Metazoa, Arthropoda, Insecta, Coleoptera, Chrysomelidae. The record is from the annotation of a GenBank genome assembly.